AAUCGUAGAUUUUCUCCAACGAGUCAAUCACAAAAACGCGCAAGCGCCGCGUCAUUAUUAAAACUCGUCAGUUUUAAAACAAGGGCAAGGACGUGGAAGUAGAAACGGUGGAGCGUCGAUGGAGAAGACGAGAACACGCUCGACUCUUUCCCCCAAGUAAAUAUCGUCAUGUGAACAUUUCAAACACAAUAAUCGGCGCAUUCUCUCGCCAACGAUUGUGACAAUCAAAUUACGCUUUUAGACGCGUCUAAAUCGUAUACGAGUAUUUCGAAAAACUGUUGUUCACUCGUCUUAGGUGCAGCAAGUACAGUUUCUAAGGGGCAGACCUGUUUCGCGCUGACUUGCGCAAAGACGAUUUAUGCGUAGAGCUACGAGCGAGCGAGGGGAAAGAGAGGGAGGAAGAGAAGGAGAGGAAUUGCGAGGGCAGCGAUAAUCGGUGCACGUAUGGUGGGAGUGAAACCGUUCGCGGGAUCGGCGGCGAAGGGCUCGCUUGAGGAAAACAAGUGCAUAGACGUCACGGAGCUCGCGUUUCUCAGCGAUACCGUGCGAAAUCGAGCAAUCUCUCCUCGCAUAGGUUGCGCCGCGUCGACCAAGUGCACCAGCAGCCAGUGCGCGAUACACCUGUGCGGCCGAGCCAGCUAGGCUGCACGAGAGAGAAUGUCGAGCGCAGGUGUACGCGAGUGUAGGUAGACAGGCAGGCGAGAUUCGUGAAUGCCCGGAGGGGAAUCCAUUCCAAGUGUGUGUUGCCGUCAAUUUCGAGACAUUGUGGCGGCCGGAUACGCGCCAGGCGAAAUCGCGACCGACAUUCCGCAGACUCCCGGGCAGACAUCCACGAAAGUGAAGUCUGAAGUUGGCGGCUCAUCGAGGAGAGCCUUGUGAGCAGACGAGGCUGACGGCUGGACGGUUGGCUGCGUCGAAAGGAGAACGUCAACGGGAACGUGGCGGAGUAAACGGGACCAGGCAGGUCGUGUCGGGCGCGCGUAUGCUGCAUCGUUCGGAGAGGAGCUCGCGAAUGGAGGCACGGGUCGACAUAUGAAUGGUGUCGCGGUCACAGGGACACACGCGUUCGUGAAUCCGGACAAGAUGUCAACGACAUCCACCAAUGACAGUAGCUUGGUCGUGGAGGGUUCCAAGGAAGGCACGCCGAUUUUCCUGCAGACUCGCGCGGCCCAGUGUAUCGCUGGUGUAUUCGUAUGGGUGGCACUCUUUCUCACUUGCCAACAGAUCUAUCAACAUUUGAGGUGGUACACGAAUCCGACGGAGCAGAGAUGGAUAGUGCGGAUUCUCUUCAUCGUGCCCAUUUACGCCACGUACUCUUGGCUUUCGCUGUUGUUCUUCAACAGUGAGAGCUACUACGUUUAUUUCUUCACAGUACGGGACUGUUAUGAGGCGUUUGUUAUAUAUAACUUUCUGUCGCUAUGCUACGAGUACCUAGGCGGUGAGGGCAACAUUAUGUCCGAGAUCAGGGGAAAACCUAUACGUUCGAGUUGCCUUUAUGGGACUUGUUGCCUAGUUGGGAAGACAUACACCAUCGGCUUUCUGAGAUUCUGCAAACAAGCCACUCUGCAGUUCUGCUUAGUUAAACCAGUGAUGGCAUUUGUCAUUAUAUUUCUGCAAGCCUUUGGCCACUACAGAGACGGAGAUUGGUCCCCCGAUGGCGGUUACAUCUACAUCACCGUAAUUUACAAUAUCAGCGUGUCGCUUGCACUUUAUGGGCUGUUUCUGUUUUAUUUUGCUACAAGAGACCUGUUGACGCCGUUCGAGCCUGUGCUGAAGUUUUGUACAGUGAAGAGCGUGAUCUUCUUGUCAUUCUGGCAAGGAGUCCUACUAGCUAUUUUGGAAAAGGCGAAUGUCAUCUCACCCGUUAUAAAUAGUUUGGGUCAAUCAACGAGUGCAGGAACAGUUUCUGCUGGUUAUCAAAACUUCUUGAUUUGCAUCGAGAUGCUGUUUGCUGCUAUAGCUUUACGGUACGCAUUCCCGUACCAAGUAUACGCAGCUGGCUGUGUUACGGAUUCCAGAGGUAGAAGCGUGACGAUGCAGAGCAUCAGUAGUAGUUUAAAAGAAACAAUGAAUCCAAAAGAUAUUAUGACCGAUGCCAUCCAUAAUUUCCAUCCACAGUACCAACAGUAUACGCAGUAUAGCGCCGGGGGCCCGAAAGGACAACGUGGUAUGCGAGUAUCCAGCUUCGAUCCGGACGAUCCGCAAAACAUGCCGGUACCACCACCGCAAAGGCGAAACACUUCUCAUCAGCGUGUCGCCACGAUUUCGCAAAACUAUAACGAGAAAACGAUGUUGCUGAGCAGCGACGACGAAUUUCAAUAAGGCGUACGCAGGACUCGUGCAUUAUACAGACACGUAAACGGAAACAGUUCAGAGAAUACGAGCUAAAUUCGAGAGAUGUAUGUUGACGAACACAUUGACAUUAUUAACAUGAACGCGGGACUUCCAUGAACUUCUAGAAAUCUGCUUUCAAUGAAGAAGAAGACAAAAAGAUACAUUUAUCAUAAGCGAAUUGCGCGAUGCGAACUUAAUUAUUAGGUAGGAACACGACUCGCUCACACGGGAUACAAAUGACAGAUUUAAAGGGAGAGGAAAUGAAUAAAGGAGGAAAGGAAAUGUCGCACGCACGCGCACACGGACGCACGUGGCGUAAGCAUGCGUUACACCGCGCUGUAAUAGAGUUCCAUAAUGUUACAUCCAUGUUAAUAUAUGUAUUAUGUUAUAACAUACGAGUAUAGUAUAGAAGAUAUUUAUUUUAAUAUGCUGAGACGUGUUUGAAGCAGUGUUAUUCUAUAUAUCUGUGGCUCUACUACGACACUGUAACAGGUGUUUAACACGCACGAUAAAGCUUACACUUCGUGACAAAGUAAAUGUAAUUGUAUAGUACUUAAUUUUACGGAAUCACGUUUACGCGUGCCCGUCGCGAUUCUUUCGUUUCGAUGAAUACGUCGGUCCUCGCCCUUAUUUACACUUUUGUAUUUUGUUUUUACUUAAGGAUCAAAUCUCGCGCGAUAUCGCGUCUGUCUCUCCGUAGGAACUUGAGCCACACACAUACAACAUACACAUACACAAAAAGAAGAAAAAUCUUUGCGUCCUUCUCUACAGUCCUAUGAAAUUAUUCCUUUCUUAGUCUUACGAAAUUCGUACGUGUAUAUAUACCAUUGAGAAUUAUAUCUGAGAAAAGAUACAGAGCGGACUUCUCCUUGAAGCAUCCGUUGCGCCGAUAGGAGCCUUUAAAUAUAAAAGAAAAGAAAGAAUAUAACGAACACUAGCAAGAAAGUGCAAAAACAAUUGAUGAGUAUUGUGUCAGAUAUGAAUAAAUAUUUGGUAUUUGGUG
Molecule: messenger RNA, 3337 nt
Organism: Odontomachus brunneus
Lineage: Eukaryota; Metazoa; Arthropoda; Insecta; Hymenoptera; Formicidae
Gene: Tmep
Product: transmembrane protein 184B
Exons: 6
Coding region: 1033-2322 (429 amino acids)
Biological process (GO): transport
Molecular function (GO): transporter activity
Source: RefSeq, a predicted model, not a curated record